Messenger RNA from Myxocyprinus asiaticus (Chinese sucker), 2593 nucleotides. RefSeq names its product protein unc-50 homolog. The transcript is spliced from 7 exons. The record is from RefSeq and is a predicted model, not a curated record. The coding region runs from base 1212 to 1991 and encodes 259 amino acids. Gene Ontology annotation, cellular component: Golgi membrane. Lineage: Eukaryota; Metazoa; Chordata; Actinopteri; Cypriniformes; Catostomidae.
GAUGAGACAGGAAGUUGACAUGUCACGGCUGCAGCAUUGUUUUUUAACACACUGAAUAAACACACAUUGGCGUCGUGAAUUCACGAAUACUGCUGGGAGAGCAGUGGCACCUGUCAAGAGGUGGAAUAUAUUAGGCUGCAAGUGAACAGUCAGUUCUUGAAUUUCAUGUGUUGGAAGCAGGAAAAAUGGACAAGCGUAAGGAUCUGAGCAACUUUGACAAGGGCCAAAUUGUGAUGGCUAGACGACUGAGACAGAGCAUCUCCAAAAUGGCAGGUCUUGUGGGACGUUCCCGUGUUCCCGGUAUGCAGUGGUUAGUACCUACCAAAAGUGGUCCAAGGAAAGACAACUGGUGAACCGGCGACAGGGUCAUGGGCGCCCAAGGCUCAUUAAUGCGCAUAGGGAGCGAAGGCUAGCCUGUCUGGUCCAAAACCACAAAAGAGCUACUGUAGCACAGAUUGCUGAAAAACGUAAUGCUGGCCAUGAUUGAAAGGUACCAGAACACACAGUGCAUUGCAGCUUGCUGCGUAGCCGCAGACCGGCCAGAGUGCCCAUGGUGACCCCUGUCCACUGCCGAAAGCGCCUACAAUGGGCACGUGAGCAUCAGAACUGGACCAUGGAGCAAUGGAAGUAUGUGGUCUGGUCUGAUGAAUCACAUUUUCUUUUAGAUCAUGUGGACGGCUGGGUGUGUGAGAGUUGUUUACCUGGGGAUGAGAUGGGAGCUUCCACCAUGGGAAGAAGGCAGGCCGAUGGAGGCAGUGUGAUGCUCUGGGCAAUGUUCUGCUGGGAAACCUUGGGUCCUGGCAUUCAUGUGGUUGUUACUUUGACACGUACCACCUACCUAAAGAUUAUUGCAGACCAUGUUCAUAGCAACGGUAUUCCCUGAUGGCAGUGGCCUCUUUUAGCAGGAUAAUGCGCCCUGCCACACUGCAAAAAUUGUUCAGAAUGGUUGGAGGAACAUGACAAAGAGUUCAGGGUGUUGACUUUGCCUCCAAAUUCCCCAGAUCUCAAUUUGAUUGAGCAUCUAUGGGAUGUGCUGGACCAACAAGUCCAAUCCAUGGAGGCCCCAACUCACAACUUACCAGACGUAAAGGAUCUGCUGCUAACAUCUUGGUGCCAGAUACCACAGGACACCUUCAGAGGUCUUGUGGAGUCCAUGCCUCGACAGGUCAGAGUGGUUUUGUCGGCACGAGGGGGACCUACACGAUAUUAGUAUGUUACCGACAAGCUCCCCGGCGUUCCAUCGCAAUGGCAGCUUGAAUGAGCGGGAUGCAGCACGCCACACCGCCGGCGCCAAGCGCUACAAGUACCUGCGGCGGCUCUUGCAUUUCAGACAGAUGGAUUUUGAGUUUGCUGUAUGGCAGAUGCUCUAUCUGUUCACAUCACCACAAAAAGUGUACCGCAACUUCCACUACCGCAAACAGACUAAAGACCAGUGGGCCCGAGAUGAUCCUGCUUUCCUGGUGCUGCUCAGCAUUUGGCUGUGUGUGUCAACGGUGGGCUUUGGUCUGGUUCUAGAAAUGGGUUUUGUAGAGACAUUGAAGCUUUUGCUCUGGGUCGUUUUCAUCGACUGUAUCGGAGUCGGGCUGCUUGUAUCCACGCUCAUUUGGUUUGUCACAAAUAAAUACCUUAUGAAACACCCCAGCAGAGAUUAUGAUGUGGAGUGGGGCUAUGCUUUUGAUGUCCAUCUAAAUGCUUUCUACCCCCUUCUGGUCAUUCUGCACUUUUUACAGCUCUUUUUCAUCAACCAUGUUGUGGUUAUAAGUGCAGACUGGUUCCUGGGUUAUUUUGUGGGGAACACCUUGUGGCUUAUUGCCAUCGGUUACUAUAUUUACAUCACAUUCCUGGGCUACAGUGCACUUCCCUUCUUAAAGAACACAGUGGUGCUUCUGUACCCUUUUGCUUUGCUUGGACUCCUGUAUGUUCUGUCAAUCUCGCUUGGCUGGAACUUCACUAAAGGCCUCUGCUGGUUCUAUAAGCACAGAGUCCAAUAGAGGGCGCUGAAGGGACAUUGGCAAAACAUUGUUCAGUCACUUUUUGGACUAUCUGACUUUUUUAUCAUCUAUAAAUAACAUUUUGGUUGUAGAUAAAGACGAGAGGAAAGGACUUUGAAUUGUUUAUGGUGUCAAACAGAUGUUCUUUUUCAUAAUUUGAUACUCAAACCUAAUUUAAUAUUGUGAAGUGGUUCUUGAAAAAUCAAACAUGGGUUGAAGUGCAUAAUAUCUGCUAUGAGAAUUGCUCGUUUUAUUUGUCAGAACAUGUACAAUAAAGUUAUUUUUAAAGAAAAUAAUUUGUUUUGCGUUCAGUAUCAGAUCUUGUCAUUUAGAGUAUAAAGUGAUGUGUUGUGGACAUCUGAUAAAUGACAUGUUUACAUUUGACUAAAAUAUUAUCUUAACAUACUGUAUAUUGCAAGCAAAUAAUGGAAUGAUUUGUCACUAUACUCAUAAGAUUAUUUUCCUCCUGAAGUCUAUAAAUUUAUAUUGUUGGUGGUAACCCUGCCCACACAUUGGCAGAGGACAAUUAUAAGUUGGUUACAUGCAAUUUCAGACAAGUAGUUAAACUAAAAAUUCCUGUGGGAUGUUUGUGGAUAGUAUAA